Paramisgurnus dabryanus is the source of this 4181-nucleotide messenger RNA. RefSeq names its product heat shock protein 12B (gene hspa12b). The record is from RefSeq and is a predicted model, not a curated record. Lineage: Eukaryota; Metazoa; Chordata; Actinopteri; Cypriniformes; Cobitidae.
GAGAUGACUUAAUCAGAGUACACUGCCAUUCUAAAUACACUCCACCCUCCUUCUUUCUCUCUCUCUCUCUUCUCAACAAUCACGCCAAUACACGCUCAUUGAAUCUGUUUCAGCAUGAAGUCAAAAUCCACUCCCUCUAUCGGUGCAUUCACAUCGAGCCCCUGUAUAUGUGCGCUGCUGCCUCUCUCUCAGCCAUUCCUCCCUAACAUUCCAGAGGAGAUGAGGGAUUGACUGCUAGGAUACAGAGAAAGUGAGGGGAAUAUCUUUUUCAUCUGAAACACGUUGGAUCGAUCUUUCAGAACUUUUUCUUGCUUCAAACGCUUGGCUAAACCUUUUAUUUAGAAACAUUCACAUCUGAUUUUCCUUUUGGGAUUCUGGACUUGAUCGGUGACUAUACAACCCUACAGGAGACACCAGAGCAUUGUUUCUUAUAAAAAAAAGGGCUGUGAAAGCCCUGUCCAAACACAAUGGCCACCAUUUUGCAACUUAACGCCAACAAUCUACAGGUGCCAGGUGACGAUAGAUCAACCUCAACAUCUCCAUCUGGUUCUCCGUCUCCUUCGAGAAAUGAGUGCAGUAUCACCCCUCUAACACCCUCUCCAUCGCCGAGAACCGAGCUAAGACCACGCGUGGCCCAUCCGUUCUCUGUGGUGGUUGCUAUUGAUUUUGGUACCACCUCCAGUGGCUAUGCCUUCAGUUUCACAGAAGAUUCUGAGACCAUUCACAUGAUGAGACGAUGGGAAGGAGGGGACCCAGGUGUAGCAAAUCAGAAGAGUCCAACAUGUCUGCUGUUGACCCCUGAGCUCCGCUUCCACAGUUUUGGCUUUGCAGCUCGAGACAGCUACCAUGAUCUCGAUCCUGAGGAAGCCAGGCAUUGGCUCUACUUUGACAAAUUCAAAAUGAAGAUCCACAGCACCCGUGAUCUCACUAUGGAGACAGAGCUGGAGACUGUUAGUGGAAGAAGAGUUCGAGCCAUUGAAGUGUUUGCUCAUGCUUUGAGGUUCUUCAGAGAACAUGCAUUAAAGGAGGUGAAGGACCAGUCAUCUUCAGUGCUGGAAGGUAAUGAAGUACGAUGGGUCAUCACGGUUCCCGCAGUUUGGAGGCAGCCCGCCAAGCAGUUCAUGCGAGAAGCUGCAUAUCUGGCAGGUCUGGUCACUCCAGAUUGUCCCGAACAGCUUCUCAUAGCACUUGAACCAGAGGCUGCCUCUAUCUACUGCAGGAAGCUUCGUCUACACCAGGUCAUUGACCUCAGUCAACGACCAAUGACUAAUGGUCUAGAUCUGGAUGGGUCCCGCCCUUUCGAUUCUAGUUUCAGACAAGCUCGCGAGCAGCUCCGCAGAGCAAGACAUAGCCGAACAUUUUUGGUAGAGAGUGGUACUGGAGAAUUAUGGUCUGAGAUGCAAACAGGUGAUCGGUACAUGGUGGCAGAUUGUGGUGGCGGGACAGUGGAUCUGACUGUGCAUCAAAUCGAGCAGCCGCAGGGCACUUUGAAGGAGCUUUACAAAGCCUCAGGGGGUCCCUAUGGAGCAGUAGGUGUGGAUCUUGCCUUUGAGGCUAUGUUGUGCCAGAUCUUUGGGUCUGACUUCAUUGAGAGUUUCAAAGCAAAACGUCCUGCAGCUUGGGUGGACCUUAUGAUUGCCUUUGAAGCACGAAAACGCACCGCAGCUCCUGGCCGGGCCAACUGCUUAAACAUAUUGCUGCCCUUCUCCUUUAUUGACUUCUAUAGGAGUCAUCGGGGACAAAGUGUGGAGACCGCCCUGCGGAAAAGCAAUAUGAAUUUUAUAAAAUGGUCAUCCCAAGGGAUGCUGAAACUGUCAGCAGAGGCCAUAAAUGAACUCUUUCAGCCGACCAUUAACAAUAUCAUCAAACAUAUUGAGGACCUGAUGCAGAAGGAAGAAGUAAAGGGCGUGCGCUUUCUCUUCUUAGUCGGUGGAUUCGCAGAGUCGCCCAUGCUUCAACGAGCGGCCCAGAAUGCACUUGGGCAGAAAUGUCGCAUCAUAAUUCCACAUGAUGUGGGUCUAACCAUCCUAAAGGGUGCCGUCUUGUUUGGUCUAGACCCCACCGUAGUCCGUGUACGCCGUUGUCCGCUAACUUACGGCGUUGGGGUUUUAAAUCGUUUCGUGGAAGGCCGACAUCCACGCGAUAAGCUACUCAUCAAAGAUGGCCGAGAAUGGUGCACUGACAUCCUAGAUCGCUUCGUAAGCGUCGAACAGUCGGUGGCUUUGGGUGAGGUGGUGAGACGGAGCUACACUCCGGCAAGAGUGGGACAGAGGAAGAUCAUCAUCAACAUCUACUGCAGCGACACUGAUGAUAUAACCUACAUUACCGACCCGGGGGUGAGGAAGUGUGGCGCUAUAACUCUAGACCUGCUUGAGUCGGGGUCAACGACAGCUUGUGGCGGUGAUGAUGGUAAAGCGGCAGCAUUUGAACGAAGAGAGAUUCGUACCACUAUGCAGUUUGGAGACACUGAAAUCAAAGUGACGGCUGUUGAUGUGGCAACUGGGAAAUUGGUGAGGGCAUCAAUUGACUUCCUGUCCAAUUGAACCCGUUUUGCUGUUUUUGUAGAGGACUGGAAAGAGUGAACGGACGUUUAACACUAGAUUUAUAACGGCUGGUUUAUUAAUUGGAAGGUUAACCUUCCUGUCAUCGUUAGGCAGAGGAUCAGCUUGCUCCACAAGAACUGUCUCUGUAUUAAAUGGACUUUUGAAUUCAGCUACCACAGACAAAAUCUGUAGGCUACUGUGUCUGUAAAACUAAACGGAAACACUUUGACUUAUCAACCUUGUCUAUAACGUUUUAUUUAGGGCUGUCAAAAGAUUAAUCGCAAUUAAUCGCAUACAAAAUAAAAGUUUGUUUGCUUUAUAAUUUGUGUGUAUAAAUACACACAUACAUAAUACAUUUAAGAAACAUGUUAUUUAUGUAUAUGUUUUUUUUAUGUAUAUGUAAUAUAAAAUAUAGAUAAAUAUAAAUAAAAUAGAAUAAAUAAAUAUAUGAAUGUUUCUGAAAUACAUACAUGCAUGUGUUUGUAUGUGUAUAUAUUAUUUUUUAUGCGGUUAAUUGCAAUUUAUCUUUUAAAAGCCCUAUCUUUAAACUUACAUCAUGGCCAACAUAAACCAAACCCAGUUCUGUAUCCGGAUAAUCCUGCCAAUCUAAGCGUCCAUAUAGUUUUAACUAAACCUGCUCUAUUAGGUAGGUAGAAGUUAGAAAAGUAAUUGUGUUACCCCCAAAAGCGUGUUAACGUGUCAAAGCAAUACAAAUAAAAUACCAUCAUCAUGUUUCUCCCUUUAAACGUUUUCCUUUACCUGGUAGACAUUAUUUCCAGUAUGUUCGCUAUAGUCUUAAAUGAGACACUGGCAAUUUAUUCCAUGCAUGCAUUCACACGUACAUUAAAAAAAAACUUGUUACCAAAAACCAAAAUACAGGUACAGUAAGGAACAGGUAUUUAAAUUGAUAUAUCAAAUGUAAACGUUAUAUUCUAAAAGAUUUGUCGUUAGAAAAUGUAAAGGGUGACAAGACAGACUUUUGCGCCACCUGGUGUUCAAAUGAGGAAGUGAAUAUUGGGAACGCAGUGAAUUUUUUAUUCAUUCAUUUUUUUUCUAGAUAUGUAGGUGACAUAUAGUUACGGGACGACAUAGUUUUAUAAAAAAAAUCUUUUUUUAAAUCCCCGUUUUAAACAGUUUCAUGAAAGUCGUCUUUUAUUUUUUUUCGUGAUCUUCCCGCGCAUUAUACUACAGCUCGCGCUUAAUGAAAAAAAACCCUUACAACGUUAAUUAUUUUGAGUCUAAACCUAUUUUUACAGUCUAUGGUCUACAAGUCUGUCCGUUUUGAUAAUUUAGUUUUUUAAAGACUUUUCCAAUUCCAAGUGAAGACAAGACGACAUGUUUCACUCAACAUUUCAAACUUCACUUAAUCAUCCUUCAAUCGGUUUUGUAAAGGAGGUAACGUUACAGGAGGUAAGAAACAAAAGAAAGUUGUAUUUCCCCGAAAUUUUAUAAACUCAUGAAACAGAAAUUCAUUUUUGUUUAGAGAUUCUAUUAUCCACAUGGUAAUCUCGAUAUUAGGGUAAAAUUGUAGUUUUUCCACAAUGUUUUUGUUUUGCAGCUGUUAAACCAGUUUACUGGUAAUAAUGAUACUGUUUAUAUAUGAAUCCAUAUGGCUGAAAAUAAAGUUAUUUUUUCUUU